Messenger RNA from Cucurbita pepo subsp. pepo (vegetable marrow), 960 nucleotides. Its product is annotated as CASP-like protein 3A1. The record is from RefSeq and is a predicted model, not a curated record. NCBI's taxonomy places the organism in Eukaryota, Viridiplantae, Streptophyta, Magnoliopsida, Cucurbitales, Cucurbitaceae.
CUCCACAAGAACGCUGGUACAACACAGAAUUCUCUCUCACGAUCUCUCAGAGAAUCCCACCGGAAAGAUUCGCCUGAAACUUUACCAUAUGACUGGUGACCGGAAAAUGUCGUCUGUGCCGGAGGUAGCGGUGCAGCUACCGGAGAUGACGAAGCUUAGACCGAUUGGUGGACUGAUUGAACCGUCGGACCGAAGCUUAGACCGCCUGAGAGCUGAUUUGUGUCAGUUGAUGCUGAGGCUGAUUUGUGUUGCUACGUCGGUGACGGCAAUGUCGUUGAUGGUUACGGCGGCGGAGUCUAGCACGGUUUCCAUUUACGGAUUUGAACUUCCCGUUCAUUCCAAGUGGUCGUUCUCGGACGUAUUCGAGUAUCUUGUUGGAGUUUCAGGGGCUGUCGCUGCCUACUCUUUGCUGCAGCUUCUCGUUACUACUUCCAAGCUUGUCAGGAAGUCCCCAGUGCUUGGCUCCAGACGUCAAGCCUGGCUUAUUUUCGCUGUUGAUCUGGCCUUGGCAUAUGCACUGAUGAGUGCUGGAUCAGCUGCAGCUGGGAUCUCAAAUCUGAAUCGCACUGGCAUUCGGCACACAACUCUGCCUAACUUUUGUAAGCCAUUACAACGCUUUUGUAACCACGUUGCCAUAUCUAUUGCCUUCACAUUCUUUACUUGCUGCUUGCUCACAACUUCUGCAAUCCAAUAUGUUAUUUGGCUCUCCAAAAACUGAACCCUCAUGAGAAAUGAACCUUCUGCCUAUGGGAAAACUUAAAGUAAAGAAUAUGGUGUUUCUUUCUGUCCCUUCUGAUUUCAUAGUGUCCUUAAAUCAAAUGAAACUUGUACGGUGUGUAAACAUGGUAGCAUCCCACUGGUUUUUUUAGCUGAGAUUGUUCAUUUAGAUAGCUUUUAGUGGUUUUAUGGUGUAUUAACUUUGAUCUCGAGUGUUUUAAAGAAUGAGGUUGUUUGGAACUC